GUCGCCAUGGGAACCAGAUUCUUCAGGGCUGGGAACACAUGCGCCUUCUUUGGCCUUUUCGCUCCCCCUAGCACCGGGGGGGGGGGGGGGGACAGCUACCUCCGGGAGUCGUGACUUGGUAGUCCCUGAGCUCCGUGCCUCCGCCCCCCUCCACGGUCCCUGUACCGCUACCGCGGAACCAGCCUCUUGCGCUGGGGCAGCCCCUUCCUCUCCCGUGAGGGGGCAGGCAGGGCUCCUGGGUCUCGCGGGAGCGAGCUGACAUCCUCAGUUUCCCUAUUCCUCCUAGGAGUGCUUCCCCUUUUCCGGGCAGGCUUCCCGGCCAGCUCGCCGGGCCGGCCCCACCGGCUGGGGAGGUGGUGGAGAGCAGACGCCUCCCCCGUUUUGAGCAGGGGGAAACGGAGGUCCCGGGGUCGAUCUAAGCGGGGUGGGGGCUGCCCCGGGGCUCUCCUCCACCUCUCCGUGAGUCACCGCCCCCCUGUGGACUCUUACUCCCACUCCCUCUCCCUGGGAGCCGGGAGGGAGAGCAGGCGGAGGAGCUGGUCUGAGCACGCCCUGUCCCCCCCCCCCCCAGGCCCCUCCUCCUAGCUUCAAGAUGCAGCCCACGCCCACCAUGGCCACCGCCGCCGCAAGCACCGCCGCCACGGCUGCCCUGACCUCGAGGUGGGACAACACCACCAGCAGCCCCACCGCGGAGCCUGACCCCAUCCUCAACAACUACGUGCUGCUGGUGGUGGUCCUGUCGCUCUUUGUCGGUGGCACUCUCGUGGUGCUGUCCGGAGUCCUGCUCCUGUGCAGGCGCUGCUGGGAGGUCCACCGGCGCUUCAACAGAGCCAUGGAGGAAGCAGAGAAGACCACCACCACGUACCUGGACAGCAGCGCUCAUCCAGCCCAAGACCCUGACUUCAGGGGGGAGGACCCCGAGGGCCAGGACGCGGAGACGGAGCGCUUCCUGUCCACCAGCUCCACGGGCCGCCGGGUGUCCUUCAACGAAGCAGCCCUGUUUGAGCAGAGUCGGAAGUCACAGGACAAGGGGCGCCGGUACACCCUGACGGAGGGGGACUUCCACCACCUGAAGAAUGCCCGCCUCACCCACCUGCACCUGCCACCCCUCAAGAUCAUCACCAUCCACGAGUGCGACUCGGGUGAAGCCAGCGCCACCACCCCCCCCCACGCCGCUGCCACCCCCAAGGCCAGUCUCGCCAUAUUCCAGCCCCCGGGGAAGGCCCUCACCGGCCGCUCUGUGGGCCCCAGCUCCGCCCUGCCAGGUGACCCCUACAACUCGGCCGCGGGCCCUGCCGACUUCGAGAUCAGCCCCUUGGCGUCCAGUGACUCCGGGGAAGGCGCCUGGGCGGAUGCAGGCGCCCGGAGCACCAAGCCCGUCGGGUCGGGGGCCACAGGGGGACCCGAGGAGGCAGGUCCAGGCUCCGGGGCAGGACCUGUCCUGCAUUUCUUCACCCGCCUGCGGCGCCACACCAGCCUGGACGGGGCCAGCCCGUACUUCAAGGUCAAGAAAUGGAAGCUGGACCCCAGCCAGCGGGCAUCUAGUCUGGACACAAGAGGCUCCCCCAAGAGGCACCACCUCCAGCGGCAGCGGGCAGCCAGCGAGAGCACCGAGCAGGAGGAGGGGGACGCCCCCCACAUGGACUUCAUCCAGUACAUCGCCAGCGCAGGCGACACGGUGGCCUUCCCGCCCCCCCGUCCCUUUCUGGCCAGCCCCGCCAGCCCAUCCCCCGCUCUCGGCAGGCUAGAGGCAGCGGAGGAGGCGGGCGCCGCGGGAGGAGCGAGCCCCGAGUCUCCCCCCGAGCGCAGUGGUGGUGCGGGGCCUGAGCAGCAGCAGGAAUCUGAUGGUGAGCGGGACUCGGGGCCAGAGCAGGCCCAGACCACCUACCGGGAUAUCUGGAGCCUGCGAGCCUCUCUUGAGCUGCACGCGGCUGCCGCCUCGGACCACAGCAGCAGUGGCAACGACCGCGACUCGGUGCGCAGCGGCGACAGCUCGGGCUCGGGCUCCGGGACCACCGUGCCCACUUUCCCACCGCCCUCGCCGCCCCCCACCCCCCGGCCGGCAGACAGCGAGGCGGGAGGUCCGCGAAAGCUGUUGCAGAUGGACAGCGGCUACGCCAGCAUUGAGGGCCGCGGCGCCGGCGAGGACGGGCUCCUCAGCGCGUCCGAGAAGCGCUCUUCCUUCACCAGCGCCGGCCGCACGGCCACUGUGGGCACCAGCUUCGAGGGGGCGCCGGCGCCCACCGAGGCGCCCGUCCGGCCCCGCAGCCCGCGCGCCUGGCCCCGCCGCGCCCCGCGCCGCGACUACAGCAUUGACGAGAAGACGGAUGCACUCUUCCACGAGUUCCUGCGCCACGACCCGCACUUCGACGACACGCUGCCCUGCGCCACGCGCCAUCGCGCGCGCGCGCACCCCCACACGCGCAAGCAGUGGCAGCAGCGCGGCCGGCAGCACAGCGACCCCGGCGCGCGCGCCACGACCCCUGCCCCGCCCGCGGCCCCUUUCGGGGCCGACUCCCGCCCCACGCGCGCGCCCCUGCGCCGAGGCGACAGCGUCGACUGCCCCCCAGAGGGCCGCGCGGGCGACGAACCGGCCGCGCCCGCCAUCCCGGUCAUCGAAGAGGAGCCCGGCGGUGGCAGCAGCACCUGCCCCGGCUCGGGCCUGUGCGUCGGGCCCCCGGGGACGCUGCUGGACAAGCUGGCGGCUGGCCUCGAUGACAGACUCUUCCCGCCGCGCCUCGCCCAGCCCAUCGCCACCGCUCCCACACUGGCCGCCGCCGCGCCCACGUCUCCCGACCACAGCCCUGCCUAAGCCCUGCCUCCUGCACCCACCUCGUCAGCUUCUCCGGCGCCGCCCGGGACCCCUGCCACGGGACCCGCCUGGGGCGCGACGCUCCGGGGCGCGAGCGCUGGGGCCGCGGGGCCUCGCGCGCGCACGCGCGCAGGUCUUCUGGCCGCCCCCACGUGCGCGUGCUCGCGUCCUCGUGACA
Messenger RNA from Panthera uncia (snow leopard), 2990 nucleotides. RefSeq names its product CACN subunit beta associated regulatory protein (gene CBARP). Gene Ontology annotation, biological process: negative regulation of calcium ion-dependent exocytosis; negative regulation of voltage-gated calcium channel activity. The coding region runs from base 593 to 2812 and encodes 739 amino acids. Gene Ontology annotation, cellular component: plasma membrane; secretory granule. The record is from RefSeq and is a predicted model, not a curated record. The transcript is spliced from 9 exons. NCBI's taxonomy places the organism in Eukaryota, Metazoa, Chordata, Mammalia, Carnivora, Felidae. Gene Ontology annotation, molecular function: transmembrane transporter binding.